AGUUUAAAUCAAAAAACUUUUAACGCUUCCCUUUCUACUAGUGCGUUUGAAUUUUCGUUAUCAUCAAAUCCGCGAUCACGUAGACAAAAAUCUUCUAUUUAAGCUUUCAUCUUAUUGAGACCGUGCGAAACUUAAAAAAAAAGAUAGAGAAAAAAAGAAAAGAGAAAAGGGUUUUAAUCCAUGAGAAGUCUUCCGUAUCACGUUCGCCCAGGUAAGGUUACCAUCUUUGCUUUCUGCUUCGUUUUGCUCUGCUGUGGCCUUUUUACUCCGAAGAGCGGCGCUCUCCAAACGGAUAUCUUAGCGCGCGAGCUUUUUAGCAUCACGGAGGAGGUUCCGCCAGAAACCUCCAUUGAGUUCUACUUCGAGUUGCAUAAUGGAGCAGCAAUGGAUGUGAGGGUUGUCGAUGAUAAGAACAACGACUUGAAAUACUGGGAAGAUGGUAGCGAAGGUACAUUGCGGAUAGACGCGGGUGAGAUGGCCAAAACGUUUACCGUGAUCUUCGACAAUAGGGCAUCGCGCUUUUCGGGAAAAUUGGUAACUUUUCACUUCCGUGAGUACAUCAAUAGGCAAAAUAAAUUUGACAUCUCACAACUGGAUCCCAUUGAGGCCGGCGUGGAGUUGAUGUCUGAAACAAUUGACAAUAUGUUCAAGUAUCAGUUAGCGUUGCGCAAUCAACAAAGGCUUCAUCGUGAGACCAUUGAGACUUCUAACACGAGAGUGCUGAUGUGGGCAAUUUUCCAAAUCGUAGCACUGAUUAUCAUGUCCUUUUCCCAAAUAUUUUUCUUAAAGCGCUUUCUUGAAAGGAAAACGGUCAUUUGAUUUCGGUGAAUGUAUUAUGAGCGUAAAAACAGGAUAUGAUUUAGCGAAAAGGAAAGAAUUGAGGUGCAAUUUACUAGUAUUCGAAGAUCUAAUUGAAUUCACUUGUCUAUCAAAGAUCUGUGGAGGCUUAUUUGGGUCAUUUAGAUUCUUGUAGGAUCACAUUUUUUUCGAGUAGAAAACAAAGAUAAUGCCGUUAAACGAUGAAAUUACUUUUAUGAGUGCGUCAGUGCGAAAUAGUAUUUAUAUAUGUCAAUAAAAAAUGGAUAUUCAAUUGUU
Molecule: messenger RNA, 1095 nt
Organism: Phytomonas sp. EM1
Lineage: Eukaryota; Euglenozoa; Kinetoplastea; Trypanosomatida; Trypanosomatidae
Source: the annotation of a GenBank genome assembly